CGGGUUUCCCUCUGGGGCAGAGACGGGCACGUUUCAUUUCCACCCCAGCCCCUGCUGCGUGCAGUGGAGACAGAGCCGCCGCUGCUGGGGAGGAAGCACGGAGCGAGCUGGGGGCGGCACGGCACGGCACUGGGCACCUUCCCCGGGCAGGGCACAGACUGGCUCGCCAUGGCUCCAAGUGCCUUGAAGACAACGUGGGGCAGCAUGGAGGUGGCCCUGACCGGCAUCUGCGCUGUCGUGCUCUGCUGCGGCCCUGUGCUGGCUGGGUGCCGCCAGGUGACCUUCUUCCCAGCAGUGUUAACUUGCCCUGCAGGCAGCUCAGCCACCUUCUUCUGCAAUAUCUCCAUGGAGAAUGACUCUGGCUCAGAGUACAGCCUCAACUGGUACAAGGAGAUGAACCACAGUCAAGGCCAAAAAAUUGCUGAGAUCAGCCGGAACAACCACCAGACAAAGACAGAGAAGUAUGUGCUCACCAACCACAAUCCUGCCUUCAAGAUUGAGAUCCUGAACCUCCACCAGAAUGACUCAGGCUCCUACUACUGUGGACUGAUCACUUUCUUUGAACCUGAUAAAGUGAUGGAGAGCAACCGGUCCCACCUGGUGGUCACAGCAGCCCCUGAGAAUACAAAUGCUACUGAUGAGCCUGAGAUGGAGGAAGGCAACCCCCCAGACCACAUCAAGGCUGUGCUCCUGGGCAUCCUGCUGCUGGCUGGGGUGGUUGUGCUGCUGAUGUUUGGCUACCUCACAGUCACAUACAGGAGAGGAGAUGUGCAGAAACCACCAAGUGAAAACACACCAGCGAAGGAAGAGAAGCCCCCUGUGGUGUCUGUGUCCACUGUGGACUAUGGUGUGCUGGAGUUUCAGUGGGACCAGUGCAGCCAGCUGCCCCCCGAGACCCAGCUGGCUGACCAGACUGAAUAUGCCACCAUUGUCUUCCCAGAGGAGAAACCUGUCACACCAGAGCGGGGAAAGAAACACCAGAAUGAGAGGACUUGGCAGCUGCAGUCACAGCCCUGCUGAGGGCUGGGGUCUCUCCCUACUGGGGACUGCAGGCAUGGACAGACUGCCAUGGCCCCUUGCUCCCACCACAGUUUGGAGUUAAGAAAAAUCCAUUGUGCCAGGACUAGAGUGAUAGAGGCACUGCUGCUGGAGUUGCUAUCGGACAGUGCUGCCCAUGGUAGGAUCGCAGCUGUGGGGUGGGUACCACGGGAUGAGGAAGAUCCCCACUGGACUGUGUGCCGCAUCUUCCUCAGGGCAGGGAAGAUUGGGUAGGACAGAGCAGCAAUGCCAGUAAGUCUGUCCCAAAGGUGAUUUACAUCAUACCUCAGUUUUCUACCUCCACUCGGGGAUCUCAGCAGUGUCUACGCUGCCUCCCUCACCCAGGUCUGACCCAGCUGGUAAAGCAUGACUGUGGGAGAAAACACCAGAGGCUGGCACUGGAGUGUGUCCUGGGAGAUGCUGCUGAUGGCUUCUCCUCACCCGGAGCAGAGACUGCCUUAUGUACAGCUAUUUAAAGAAGCCCUUGGGAAGUGGGUGGCUGGUUUUCCUUCUGUCUCCAGGUACUUUCCUCCCCUGCAAGAGGAGAAGCCUACCCCUGUGGCCCUCUCUUCACAGGUGGGAGAUGGAUCUGGUCAUAGGGGUGAAUAAAGAGUUUCAUAUCUGG
This is a messenger RNA of Falco peregrinus (peregrine falcon), 1663 nucleotides long. RefSeq names its product programmed cell death 1 (gene PDCD1). Gene Ontology annotation, biological process: negative regulation of immune response; positive regulation of T cell apoptotic process. Gene Ontology annotation, cellular component: membrane; external side of plasma membrane. The coding region runs from base 169 to 1020 and encodes 283 amino acids. The transcript has 5 exons. The record is from RefSeq and is a predicted model, not a curated record. Lineage: Eukaryota; Metazoa; Chordata; Aves; Falconiformes; Falconidae.